Molecule: messenger RNA, 4815 nt
Organism: Leptopilina boulardi
Lineage: Eukaryota; Metazoa; Arthropoda; Insecta; Hymenoptera; Figitidae
Gene: iav
Exons: 13
Coding region: 898-4224 (1108 amino acids)
Biological process (GO): calcium ion import across plasma membrane
Cellular component (GO): membrane
Molecular function (GO): protein binding; calcium channel activity
Source: RefSeq, a predicted model, not a curated record
AUUUUUGUUUAUAUUGUGAUAAUAUGAAUAUCAACGAGUCAAAAAAUUUGGAAACGAAAAUUUGAUAUCCAAUAAGGUGAAAAUUAUUUAGAAUUUCUUGAAAAUUUUCUCUCUCCGUCUGUCUUAUCACCUAGUGACCUUAUCGUAUCGGACAGUGCCUGGUACUGUUUAUAGAUUGCGCAAGUGCCGCGUUGCUAUAGACAAAAACCUUUUAACCUGUGUACAGACAAACUUAAUCAGGAUUAGUUUAACCAGGUAAGCCACGGCGAAGGGCACCUUAGAGAAAAAAAAAGAAUAAUAAUAUCAAUAUUUAUCACUUUGACAACAAAUAUGUACCAAGUUAAAUUUUCAAGAUUAUUCACAUUAUCACUGUUUCCUUUUUAUUCUAUCUCACCGAUGAUGGGAUUUCUAUUGAAGGAAUCUUGUUUACCAACUUAUCAUGACCAGUUUUGAUUUAUCACGUGGAUAACAAGAGAAAAGAAAGAGAAAGAGAGAGAGAGAAAGGUCAAGGAAAAUAGACUCUUUAGAAGAUAAAGGAACCACAGUAAAUUGGAAUUAGAUGGUACAAUUCAUGGUUUGGACGUUAUCUACUUCACAGGCAUUCUAUUUUUAUCUUUGAGAGGUUGUUUUUAUUUUUCUCAACUUAAAUGCUUUUCAGUUGAGAAAAUUGUUUAUUUGGUAACCUGUGAGGUAAAAAAAUACCUUAGGAAAUAAUUCCCAAUUGGCGAGAGUACAAUUUCAAAAUUGCAAAUUGUUUUGAAAAUGAAUCUUUAUUAAAUUUUUUUUUUUUUUGAUAUACAACAGAUAACAGAUUUUAGUUUAAAAAAUCAUAAUGCAAAAAGUAAUAAUUGAUUUUCAUUUUAAAACUUGAUUUUGAAAAGAAAAAAAAAGAAAAAAAUGGGUGGUACGUGCUCGUGUCGUGGUCGUGAGAAUCAGGUGAAUUCUGGUUCAAUUUUAGAUCGUGUUAUAAGUCAAGCGGGCAAUGAGGAUCAAUGUCUUCUUUAUCGAUUGGCUAAUUAUAAAAAAGGAGGUGAAUUAAUUGAAUCAUAUAAUCAAGGUGGACAACAGGAAGUUGAACGUGUAAUGAGGGAACAAUUUGGAAUAUUAAUGUACGCCGAUGGUAAAGGUCAAACGAUUAAUCGCGCUGAAUAUCUAAGAUGGAAAUUUCGAGAUCAGGAUCAAGUGAUCUUGCCAAUUGAAGCAUCAUUGUCAAGAUUUGAUCCCCUCUCACAAUGGAGUGAUCAUGAGGCAUGCUGGCAAAUGCAAUACAGAGGGUCAUUGGGAGAGAGUUUGCUUCAUGUUCUGAUCAUCUGCGAUUCGAGAGUACACACUAGAAUAGCUCGUACUUUACUAAAGUGCUUUCCCCGUUUGGCUAUUGAUGUUGUUGAAGGAGAGGAAUAUCUUGGUGCAAGUGCACUUCAUCUUGCGAUUGCGUACAAUAAUAAUGAAUUGGUUCAAGAUUUGGUGGAAGCCGGUGCAAUAGUGAAUGAGAGAGCAACGGGUAGUUUCUUCUUGCCCAGGGAUCAACAGAGACAUCGACCUGCCAAGAACACUGAUUAUGAGGGUUUAGCUUAUUUAGGUGAAUAUCCAUUGGCAUGGGCUGCAUGCUGUGCUAAUGAGAGUGCUUAUAAUCUUCUAUUGGAUUCGGGAGCCGAUCCUGAUGAGCAGGACUCCUUUGGAAAUAUGAUAUUGCAUAUGGUUGUCGUUUGUGAUAAGCUGGAUAUGUUCGGUUACGCUUUACGACAUCCAAAGUUGCCUGCUCGCAAUGGGAUCGUGAAUAGUGCUGGGCUAACUCCGCUGACACUCGCAUGCCAGUUGGGACGUGCUGAAGUCUUUCGUGAGAUGCUGGAGCUGUCUUGUCGAGAGUUCUGGAGAUAUAGUAAUAUCACUUGCUCGGCAUAUCCGCUCAACGCACUCGACACGCUGCUGCCUGACGGAAGGACGAAUUGGAAUUCUGCCUUGUUCAUCAUUCUCAAUGGAACAAAGGAAGAACAUUUGGCUAUGCUUGAUGGUGGCAUCAUACAGAAAUUACUCGAGGAAAAGUGGAAGACUUUCGCUCGGUUGCAGUUUCUAAAACGUCUGAUUAUCCUGAUCUUUCACUUGGCAUCGUUGUCUCUGGCCGUUUAUUUACGACCAGCGGAAAUUGAUGCUCAACUUCUCAAGUGGCCAGAGGAAAUAACGGACGUGGGACGUACUAUUGCCGAAUGUAUUACAGUCGUUGGCGUUUUGGGCUAUAUUCUGGUUCAGUUGGGUGGUGAAAUAGUCAACGUUGGACUUCCUUCUUUCUUAAAACAGCUAAGUCAUGAGCCAGCAAAAUUUAUAUUUCUUAUCAGCAACUUGUUGAUACUGGCCUGCAUUCCCUGUCGUUUGUCCGGGAAUCGUCUUGCUGAAGAUGCUAUAUUGAUAGUAGCAGUUCCAGGUUCCUGGUUUCUAUUGAUGUUCUUUGCAGGAGCAAUUCGAUUGACUGGACCAUUUGUCACAAUGAUCUACAGUAUGAUCACAGGAGAUAUGCUAACAUUUGGAAUCAUAUACACGAUUGUAUUAUUUGGAUUUUCACAGUCGUUUCACUUUCUUUAUAAAGGAUAUCCAGGGGUGAAGUCAACCCUCUAUUAUUCUUAUCAUUCAACUUGGAUGGCACUGUUUCAGAUAACCCUCGGUGAUUAUAGUUAUUCGGACUUGAGCUAUACGACCUAUCCCAAUCUCAGUAAAACUGUUUUUGCCAUUUUUAUGGUUCUCGUGCCAAUUCUCUUGCUCAACAUGUUGAUUGCCAUGAUGGGAAAUACAUACGCUCAUGUUAUCGAACAAAGCGAAAAGGAAUGGGUCAAGCAGUGGGCUAAAAUUGUCGUCUCACUGGAGCGUGCAGUGUCUCAAAAGGAUGCACAGAACUAUCUACAAGAAUACAGCAUCAAACUUGGUCCAGGAGAUGAUCCUAAUAAUCCGGCAUCCGAACAAAGGGGAGUCAUGGUGAUUAAAAGCAAAUCCAAGACUAAAGCAAAGCAAAGAAAGGGCGCCGUUUCCAAUUGGAAGAGGGUUGGUAAAGUAACCAUAAACGAACUGAGGAAACGUGGGAUGACCGGAGAGGAAUUACGGCGCAUUAUGUGGGGACGUGCGUCCUUUUCUACUCCUGUUCGAGCAAGUUUAAAUAUUGACGACCCUGGAAUAAUGCAAGGAGGAGUUUUUGGCGAUGCAUUAACAGCAGCCUUGGAUGUAAUGGCUUUUUCACAUGAUCUUGAAAUGACACCAGGAACAAAUGAUGCAACAAAUAUCAUAAAUCAAAAUUUGAAUUUGCUAACUGCACCUUCGCAAGUUACAUCAAAUGGUCAAAUAAGAACAAUGACUAAUGAUCGGCAAAUUGAGACGAUUCCAAUUCAACAAAGUGUCCAGAAUUCAAUUAUUCAAGUCCAAACUCAAGAUACUACUGUUAAACCUAUGGCGCCAACAAUUGGAAAUGCCAUGAAAUUUCAACAGAAUCCAGUGAAUCGCUUUGGUGUGAUCAUUGAAGCAGAUAAGAGUUCAGGUAUAGAAGAGAAUCCCGACCCCUUGCUGGCUCUAGUAAUCACUUCAGAGGUUGAAGGCUCCAAUCCGAAAACUUUGCUGAAACUCGCGGAAUCCUCACGACUUUUGAGCGAAGCUUCACUAAAACCAGUGAAACCCACUAUCGAUCCAACUAUUUUGGAAGGAUUUUCCAUUACCAACGUAGCCAUUGCCGCCACGAUGAAAUCUACCCUCAUCAGGAAGCAAUACUUCAUCGAGUCGAGCGAUAAUGACGUUUGCGGAAAUGACUAUCUGUUGGGCACGGAAGCUCGUCUUCGUAGGAUCAAGUCUGCCAAUAGUAGAUAUGUAACGACAAAAAGGAAAUCCGGACAGGAUGACGACAGUUCCUCUUCCUCGCCAUCCGUCGAGAACAAUUCCGGAUACCAUCUCCUUUUGAACGAGCCAGAAGAUAUUUCUAGUCAACAGGCAAAACCGUCACUCAAACUCGAUUCCAAAUCAACUGAAACGAUCAGCAAAAAUCAAAAUGGCAAAAGUCACAAACGCAGACCUAAAACUGCUCGAAAUAGAAUAUCACCAAAAGAAACUAGUCAGUCAGAAUCGAAAGAGAUAAAGAAAGAAGAAUCUCUUCCAUCGUCUCCCACUGAUCCUUUAGAACCAUGGAGCACUCGAGGCAUCACUGAUAUGAAUACCAUUCUUGCUUGGAAAGAGACAACACCCGAUAGUCCUUAGUAUAUUAUUUUUAACAAAAGGAACAAAUUUUUCACAAUAUCUAUAUUGUAAUAUUAUAAUGGUCUUUCUGUCUAAAAUAUAUCUUUCAUAAAUAGUAAAUGAAAAAAAACUAUUUUCUGCUUAAAUAAAUAAAUCUUGUUGAAUUUCUCUUUAACAGAGAAAAUGAAUAAUUAAUUAUUAUUAAAAAGGGUCAGUUUCGUUCUAUUUUCAAAAAGAAAUUAACAGCGUAUACGAUAAAUGUGGUGAUAUUUAAUAGCACAAAUUUUCAAAAUUUAUGCAUUUAAAUUAAUAGUGACUAUUAAAUUGAAAUUUACGAAUAUAAACGCAAAUAAAUGUAACAUUACUAAAGUUUCAUGUUCUGAAAAUGAUUCUGUAAAUAUGUAAUUUGAAAUCAAAUUUGUUGAUUUUGAAAUUAACACAAAAACUGUUUUUAACUAUUUGUCGAAAAAACUUAAUUAAAAUCAAAAUAAUUCCCAUGGUGAAUUUUUUGCCUUCUCAUUUUAAUGACAGUAAUUUUUGUUUCAGGAAAUUUAUCAUUUUUACUAGCGAUGUAUUCCUCGCUCGCUAACGCACGCUCGGUUAAAAUUGUAC